Molecule: messenger RNA, 1458 nt
Organism: Arabidopsis thaliana (thale cress)
Lineage: Eukaryota; Viridiplantae; Streptophyta; Magnoliopsida; Brassicales; Brassicaceae
Product: molecular chaperone Hsp40/DnaJ family protein
Exons: 2
Coding region: 1-1458 (485 amino acids)
Source: RefSeq, marked reviewed
AUGACGCAAAUGGACGCAUCAAGGAAAGAGAGCAUCCAAGAAGAAGCACGAAGAGCGAAAGCAGUUGCUGUGGAGAAGUAUAAUGCGGGUGAUCUUGUUGGAGCCAAAGAAUUUGCUGUCAAGGCACACAGUCUUGAUACAGAACUUGGUGGUCUUCGCUGUCUCAAUACAAUUCUUGAUGUGCAUAUGGCUUAUGAGAAGAAAAUCAAUGGUGAAGGUAAUUGGUAUACUGUUUUAUCGGCAGACCCAACUGAGGAUCUUGGAACCAUCUCGGUACGUUAUAAAAAAUUAGUUAGGAACAUGAUCUAUGACCGUGACGACUCUGUUGGUGGGGUUGAUGAAACACAAAAGAUAUUGGUUGAUGCAUGGCGCUACUUGAGCAAAGAAAAGUUGGAGCAGGCCAAGGCACGCAAAGUAAUUCCACCUUCACGAAGAUGUGUUAGGUUUAAUUAUGUUGAAACUCCAUUGAAUGCUUCAGGUCCUGUAAACCAAUCAAGUAGCAUUAGCGCAGGAGAAAGCAAAAGAAAGGGACCUCCAUCAACAGAUCAGUUUCAUGUUCACGAGUUAACAAGAAUCGACAACGACGCAGGGAUCAGACAUGAUAGUCUUGAGCUUAUGCCAAAUAUGCUUGGAAGUGAUUUGGUUGAUAAGGCUCCAAGUAUGAUCAAACUGAGGAUUAAAAGGUCUGGUUCUUCUUCUCUAGACUCAAAGAAGUACGAUGCAGCGAAAAGAGUAAAGAUUAAUGAAACCAAGAACACUACUCAUAUGGUGAAUGAGGAUGAGUAUAAUGUGGUGGUAAUGAGUGUGCCGGAUGCUGAUUACUACAACUUCGACAAGGAUCGGACUCUAGCUUCGUUUGGAGAAAACCAGGUAUGGGCUGCUUACGAUGAUUACGGAAUGCCUCGGUGGUAUGCAUUGGUCCAUAAGAUUGUCUCUCAAGAACCGUUCGAGUUGUGUAUUUCUUGGCUUGAUGGCAAGAAUAAGGGAUAUACGGGUUCAAUGAAGAAGUGGAUUGAUUCAGGGUAUUACAAGACGAGUGGGUGCUUCACAAUCGGGAAACGAAACGUUUGGGCUCUUUAUGCAAAUUGGUCACCAUCUUGGGAUAUUUCAACUUCAGUAGAAGAAAUGAACAAGUAUGAUAUGGUAGAAGUGCUUCAAGAUUUCGAUGAAGAAAGAGGUGUGACAGUUGUACCGCUAGUUAAAGUCCCAGGAUUCAAAACUGUGUUUCGUCGCCGUUCGAAUCCGAGGACAUACCCAAGGAAAGAACUGUUCAGGUUCUCGCAUCAAGUUGCUUAUCAAUUACUUACAAGUAAAAAAUGUAAGAAUGCUCCUACAGAUUGCUUGGAGCUUGAUCCAGCAUCUUUGACACAUGAGCUUCUCAAAGUUCUCACUGAGGAGGAUGAGAGAAUUGGAAUAAACAAAGAGGAGGAAGCUGAUUUGGUUAGUGGAAACUAUUAA